CUCUUGUGCUAAACUUGUGUUGUGUUGUGCUUGCGGCGUUGGUGCUGUUUAGUUUAGUCGAUCUUUCGGUAUCUAAGAAAAGUAAGUAUAUAAGUCAAAGUUGUUAUAGGUACCUAUUUUUGUGUUAAUUGUUGUCGUUGUUAUAGCACAGGCAUGGCGCCCCAGCACUCAGAAGGGGACCUACAAACGCUCCCCGACCGCGUCGCCGCCACCUUCUCCCACAAGACAGUGCUCGUCACCGGCGGCACAGGGUUCAUGGGGAAGGUCCUCGUUGAGAAGCUCCUCAGAAAAUGUCCAGACAUCAAUCAAAUAAUCCUGUUCGUGCGACCGAAGAAGGGGAAAGACCCUCAGGAGAGACUCCAAGUUAUGUUUAGUGAUCCGUUGUUCGAGAAAGUCACCAACAUGCGUGGUGGAAUCGAGACCCUGAUGAAGAAGAUGAAGGUGGUGGGUGGUGACGCACAGGAGCCGGACCUGGGCCUGCUGCCGGCUGACAGGGAAUACAUCGUUGAUAAUGUUGACAUCAUCAUCCACGCUGCUGCUACUAUCAGAUUUGACGAGAUGUUGAAGAAAGCGGUUCUACUGAACGUUCGAGGCACAAAACUAAUACUAGAGUUGGCGAAAACCUGCAAAAAACUGAAGCUGUUCGUCCACAUAUCGACAGCUUACUGUCACCUGCACGAGAAGCUGCUGGAAGAGGUCGCGUACCCCCCGCCUGCAGACCCCCAUAAGGUCAUCGCGGCCGCUGAACUCUUCGACGAAGCCACACUCGAGUCUAUGUCUAAAAAGUUCCUGGACACGAUACCCAACUCGUACGCGUACACCAAGGCGCUGGGCGAGGCUCUGGCUGUGGAAGCCACGGCACACAUCCCCGUCCUGAUCUUGAGACCUUCCAUCGUGAUCCCAGUCAUAUGGGAGCCACUACCAGGGUGGACAGACAACAUAAACGGACCCACUGGCUUGCUUAUUGGCGCUGGCAAAGGCGUGCUUCGCAGUAUGUACUGUCGCAGCGACAGUUAUGCUGACUAUCUACCCGUGGAUGUCUUCAUCAGCGGCAUUAUGGUUGCCAUUUGGAAUUACUUGAGCUAUGGCGAUACAUCAUCUUCGAUCUACAACUUCACGAGCUCAGCGGAGGUUAAGGUGACGUGGCACGAGAUGAUCGAGACAGGAAGAGCCAUCAUACUCAACAAAGUCCCGCUCAACGGUGUUGCGUGGUACCCAGGCGGGUCGAUGAAGCAUUCCCGGCUAUACCACAACAUCUGUCUAGUGCUGUUCCACUGGGUUCCUGCUAUGCUGGUCGAUGCCUUGUUAUACGUACUGCGAUACGAACCUGUGUUAAUGCGCGUACAGAGACGCAUCAACAAAGGGUUCGAAGUAUUCGAGUAUUACACCAACAACCAGUGGGACUUCAAGUCGGACAAGGGACAAAUGGUGCGCAAGCGCCUAAACGAGAGAGAGGCCAAAGAAUACAAAGUUGACGCUGACGGAGCCGAUAUCCCCCAAUACUUCGAGCACUGCGUGCUGGCAGCUCGUCGGUACAUCCUGAAGGAAUCUGAUGACACUAUCCCAGCUGCUAAGAGGCAUAUGAGAGUAAUGUGGGUCGUCGACGUCAUAUUCCGCAUUGUUAUGUACGGAUUGAUCAUGUGGUACCUCUACAAAUGGACCUCUUCAAUAUUCAGCUCUUCAUCAGUCGAACCUGCCGAGCGAAUGCUAGAGUUUUAAGAAUUUUUUUGUAAUUAGGUACUUAAUUUUAAGGUGUUCCCUAUUUACCUAAUAGUUUUAAGAAAA
This is a messenger RNA of Pectinophora gossypiella (pink bollworm), 1785 nucleotides long. RefSeq names its product fatty acyl-CoA reductase 1-like. The record is from RefSeq and is a predicted model, not a curated record. NCBI's taxonomy places the organism in Eukaryota, Metazoa, Arthropoda, Insecta, Lepidoptera, Gelechiidae. Bases 154 to 1719 code for a protein of 521 amino acids. Gene Ontology annotation, biological process: long-chain fatty-acyl-CoA metabolic process. Gene Ontology annotation, cellular component: peroxisome. The transcript has 15 exons. Gene Ontology annotation, molecular function: alcohol-forming very long-chain fatty acyl-CoA reductase (NADP+) activity.